This is a messenger RNA of Lichtheimia ornata, 261 nucleotides long. RefSeq lists its product as uncharacterized. The record is from RefSeq and is a predicted model, not a curated record. Lineage: Eukaryota; Fungi; Mucoromycota; Mucoromycetes; Mucorales; Lichtheimiaceae. The transcript has 3 exons. Bases 1 to 261 code for a protein of 86 amino acids. Gene Ontology annotation, molecular function: RNA endonuclease activity.
AUGAAGACCUUUGUCAGUCCUGGAAAUGCUGCAUGCUGCAGUGUAUUGUCAUUCUGUGGUAUCAUUUUCCUUUUUCUACUUGGAUUGGCCUUUGAUGCUCGUGUGGAAGUGUUGACUGAAUUCAUGGACGACCCUGACGAUCCCUCUGCUACUGCACAAGCUUGCUUCACGGCUGCUAUCGUAUACGCGUGUUUCCUUGCUUUCUGUGGCUGCCAGUCACUUGUGCACAAAUACAACUCACGCAACCAGAUCCAACUGUAA